This is a messenger RNA of Komagataella phaffii GS115, 3135 nucleotides long. Its product is annotated as Tubulin folding factor D. Gene Ontology annotation, biological process: microtubule cytoskeleton organization; post-chaperonin tubulin folding pathway; tubulin complex assembly. Lineage: Eukaryota; Fungi; Ascomycota; Pichiomycetes; Pichiales; Pichiaceae. Bases 1 to 3135 code for a protein of 1044 amino acids. Gene Ontology annotation, molecular function: beta-tubulin binding; GTPase activator activity. The record is from RefSeq and is a predicted model, not a curated record. The transcript has a single exon.
AUGGAGAAUUCAGAGAUAGCAAUUGCCAAAGUUGCUGAUGAACUAUUGGACCAAAUUGAUACUCUACUGGAACAGGUACUAUCUAAAGAAAGAAGUUCCCAACAAGAAAAGGAUCUGAUACAGAAAAUCCAACAGUUUCAACCGUGUCCGCAGCUGAUUGAUAAAAGUUUAAAAAAGUUCGUGUCAUCCCUUCUUAGUGCUUAUCAAAGUAACAAUAUGCUAGACUAUCUUGGUUCUACGGAAUUCUCCAACACUAUAGGGGUUAUUUUUUACGAAAUCACAAAGUUAAGAGGAUAUAAAACUGUUCAGCAUUGCCUGGAUAGUAACUUUUACCUCAUUGACAGUCUCAUUAUUCGCCUACAAAACUCUCGGGAAUAUGGAAUAGGCUGGCAAGAAAAUUGCUUGCUGUUACUUUGGUUGGGUGUGCUAAUCCUGUCUCCUUUCCCAUUGACACCUGAAAAGAAUCAAAGUAUAUUCAGGUUAGGAUCGACAUUUCUAAACAAGGUUGGAAAGGAGAACGAAGCUGCCAGUUACUUAAUGGCCAAUUUCGUCACAAGGUUCAAAAACAGCGAAGUAAUGUCACUUUUCUACGAGUCUCUACCCUUACGUGGAACCGUGAACGAUAAGAUCAGCUUUCUGAGAUGUAACAAUUUGGUGUUGAAAAAGGCCAAUCACGCGGAUAUCCUGCCGUACCUUGAUAUGCAGUUUGACACCUUUGUCACAGAACUAGCUGAAACGGAAGAUGUUGUGCUCUUGAAACUUUUGAUCAAGAAUAUUGGCAAGAUUGGUGUUAUAUUUGAAAGCACCUAUCAGGUUGAUAAGGUGGAAGAUAUUAUUAAUAUUUUACUGAACUAUAUUGACAGCAAAGAAACUGUGAUAAGGUACACAGUUUCACGACAAUUUGGGAAGCUAUCGCAUAAGUUGCCGGAAGAAUUUCGAAAAGAUAUUGUCAACUGCUUGAUUGAAGAGUUGGACAUCAACCUGUUAUCAACCAAACUGAACCUUGACAUUCAAGUCGACGGGGAUGUGAUCGACAUAAACAAGUAUCAUGGCGUUUUACUUGUAUUUUCGGAACUAGCUCUUGAAUCUCUCAUUCCUUGUGAGUAUUUACAACUAUUAACUUCAAUUAUAUGCCAAACCAUUUUUGUGGUUCAACAGAGAUUAAGCUAUUCGAUUGGAAAUAACGUGAGGGACUCGUCGUGCUUUCUGUCUUGGUCUCUUAUUAGGAAACAAAUGUUUCACUCACGGGAAGAUUGUGAAUGUCUGGUUGUCCUCUUCAAACAGCUUAUGUUUUCAACUUGUUUUGACACUGAUCUAAUGAUUCGACGAGCUUCAGCAGCAGUUAUCCAAGAGCUUCUAGGUAGGUAUGGUGAUUUUGUUCUUGCAACAAUUGCUCCUCGAUCCGAAAUUAAUAAACUUAAAAUCAAACUCAUUGAACUGUUGGACUAUGUGAAACUAGGAAACUUGCAAAGAUCAUUUCAGCUACCUAUUGAAAUCGGAGAUGAACUUGAAGGUUUUAUGAGGACCGACUUUAUUGAGUUUUUAAAGCAUCUGGUUAUUGGCUGGAACUAUACAGUAAGAUGUGAGAGCAGUGAUAUCUUGGUAAAGCUCCUAAUAAAAGAAGGGUCACCUCCUGACGAUAUUAUUGAUUACCUUGCAUGUAUGCCCACCACUGAUGGAUCGUUGAUGGCUAUCUCAAAGUUAAGCUCACUUUUAACUAAUGACAAGAUAACUGAACUUGCAUCAAGAUUAAAGCCAGCCUUAGACACGUUUGAGUUUGACUUUCACAUUUCACCCUUCCACAAAGGUGAAGAAUAUUUACUAAUACUAAACUCACUGCAGUAUGAUUUGACAGACACUAACUGGGAAACAACUUUCAACAUUAUCAGACAGGAUAGUCGUGAAGAAGUCUAUGAAGCAUUCAAAACCCUCAUAAUUAACCUCAGGACUGAGAUACCAAAAAAAUACACAGAAAAAUGGAAAUACUAUAUUGAAAACAAGAACAAGAUAACCUCCAAAGCUUUGGGAUAUUGUCCAAGCAUUCUCAGCUCCAACUUUGAGGAGUUCUUGAGUUUAGUAUUCAACCAGAAAAUAGACUAUGAAGUUAGAGCGGGGUUGAUCGGAUCCAUUUCUUACUUUUUGAGUAAUCAUGACCAUGACUUGCAUUUAGAAAGAAUGAUUGACCUUUUAGAAGAUUACACGAUCACAAACCAAGGAGACGUAGGCUCCUACAUUCGAAUGGCUAUGAUGAAUCUAAUAGAAAACAACCUUCACAAGUUCAAGGAUUUUGAGAAUAGUAUUGACGUUCAACUUUUUCGAUUAUCCGUUGAAACAAUGGAACGUCUCAGAUGGAAAUCAUUGGAGCUUUUAUUACUAAUCCAUCCAGAAUGGCAAGGCUACCUACAAAAAGAGCCUCGUACUAAUGCGACUCACUUCCGUAACAUACUGGAAAUAUAUCGUCAUGAAAUUCUGAUCCCUCUAAUUGGAGCCAAAAAUGAACAACUUUCAGAGAUCUCAAGAUCUUUUUGGAAAGGUUACGCAUUCUCAGUUGGUUCUUCCAGAUCUGUUGGACCUGAAGUUAAAGCAGCCCUCCGUCCUCUAGUUAUGAUGAUAAUCGCUCACGAGUUCAAUGAUGAUGAAUUUUCUCAAAUUAUUGUCAAUAUUAUGAGUAACUUGAAACUCGUAGCAAAUCCUACUGAUAAAGACAGAGCAAAUAAGUUGUACAACUGUACUUUAUCCUUGAUUGUGAAACUUAUUGACUCCAACAUUCUUACUAAAAUUGAGAGGGAUUCCUUAAAAACUUUGUUUGUGCGAGUGUACAACCUUCAGCUCAAGGCACCCAUCAUGAGAUUGGGCAACUGUCUUGCCAUUCUAAAAUGGAUAUAUCAAAAAGCUGAGGAAUGUUCAGAUUCAAAGUCCAUAGAAAUGCAACACGGAAUUAUGAAAAGGCUUAUUGAUUUAUCCUUAAAACAUAAAAGCAGUAACGUCAGACAAAUUAGUAUUCAAGUGCUAUUCGAAUUAUACUAUUGGAAACACCAAAAACAAGGGGCCUAUGACGGUACCCUGGAAUUAUUGGAAAAACUGGAUUGGAAUGACAACGGCUUGGAAAAGUAUGUAGGGCGAUUACCCUUUUGA